AUGGUCGUCCCUACGGGGGAUUCAAACAGUACGAAUUCGGACGAAACUUGUCCAGCAUCCGAUUCGACAACCUCGAGUACCGAUAGCGGAGGCAGUUACGAAUGGGACGAAUAUACGCAAGGAGUCAUUCUGUCGAGUUUCUACUGGGGUUACUUGUUCACUCAAAUUCCGGGUGGAACGCUGGCUGACAAAAUUGGUGGAAAAUACGUCCUUGGUCUAGGGAUCUUUUCGACCGCCAUAUGUACUCUUCUGACACCGGUGGUGGUCGAAGCCUACGAUUGGAAGGGUCUGAUAGUCCUCCGUAUCCUGAUGGGCUUAGGGGAGGGAACGACUGUACCAGCAAUGGGGGAACUCACAGCCAGAUGGUCUGCGCCGGGUGAAGAGUCGAUCAUCGGAACGGUCGUGACGUCGGGAACCUUGCUCGGAGGCGUGCUGGGCAGCGCGCUCUCCGGAGUUCUGAUCCAAAAUUCAUCCAUGGGUUGGCCGCUGGUAUUUUACGUCUUUGGAGCAGCCGGUGUGCUCUGGUUCUUUGCGUGGGUCUUGCUCUGCUACAACAAUCCGGACGUUCACCCCUUCAUAACCGAGUCGGAGAAGAACUUCUUGCGAAAAACGGCAAGUGGAAAAAGAGAGCUGGUACCGACACCAUGGCGACACAUUCUCACGUCAGUUCCAAUCUGGGCUUUGGUGGCUUCGACCAUCGGCCACGAUUUCGGUCAUUUCACCAUAAUGACGGACCUUCCUCUCUACAUGAGCAACGUCCUCAACUUCUCUGUUCAGUCGAACGGUUUUCUAUCGGCUCUUGCCUACCUCCUGAUGUGGGUUGGGAGCGUUGCGUCGUCAUGGAUUGCCGACUGGUUCAUAAAGACACGGAAAAUGAGUGUCACGAACGUGAGGAAGUCAUUGGCUACAAUCUCCUCGAUCCUGCCGGCCAUUUUCAUCAUCACGGCUUCCUACGUUGGCUGUAAUAAUGUCGCAGUCGUCAUUCUCUUUGUGCUCGGCACAGGUUUCAUGGGUCCAUAUUACCCCGCAAUGUUGAUUAACCCGAUGGACUUGAGUCCCAACUACUCUGGAACCGUCUUGGCAAUGACGAUGACGGUCAGCGCUCUGACAGGGAUAGCCGCUCCGUAUCUUGUCGGCAUUCUGACGCCGAAUCAGACGCUUUCCGAAUGGAGAAUCGUAUUUUGGAUCUGUUUUGGAUUUUUCUUAGAAUGUAAUCUCGUCUUCGUUAUCUGGGGCGACGGUGAGGUUCAGUACUGGAAUGACCCUGAUUUUCGACUUGGACUUGACAAACAACCGGUGACUAAAGUACAAAAAGUUAAAAACGAUACAAAUUCGGACAGAACGGUUGAACAGCCGUCGACUUAG
This is a messenger RNA of Neodiprion fabricii, 1365 nucleotides long. Its product is annotated as putative inorganic phosphate cotransporter. Lineage: Eukaryota; Metazoa; Arthropoda; Insecta; Hymenoptera; Diprionidae. The transcript has 2 exons. The record is from RefSeq and is a predicted model, not a curated record. Bases 1 to 1365 code for a protein of 454 amino acids. Gene Ontology annotation, biological process: monoatomic anion transport; transmembrane transport. Gene Ontology annotation, molecular function: transmembrane transporter activity.